CAUGGAGAAAUAUGGGAAAUUUGUUUAUGUUGGCAUAUGUAGGCCUUCAAGAGUUGUUUUUGUUUGCUUUUCUCACUAAGUAUAUAAGCUUAGGAAAAAUACCCCAUUCGUAGUAUCAGACUGAUUCCUGUGUAAACAUGUUCUCAAAGGUAGCUGCUUUUUGUUUAGUUCUAGGUGUUGCCAACGCCAGUCUAUUGGCUCCAGUUCAUUUGAUUAACACUGGAGUGAGUGCUCGCUCUCAAGUACAAGAUAAACAUGGAAACUAUGCUUUCGAAUAUGACAUCAAGGACGGGAAAGGAGCCACCAACUCCAGAUCUGAAGUAGGAGAUGCUCAUGGAAACAAGAAGGGAUCCUACACUCUCGCUGACAUCGAUGGACGAGCAAGAAAGGUUGAAUACGUUGCCGAUGGACAUGGAUUCAGAGCUGUUGUCAAGACCAACGAACCUGGUACCGCUCACAGUGCACCAGCCGCUGCUGUCAUCGCUAGUCCAUACGCUGCUCCUGCUGAUAUCGCACACGCUGCACCCAUCGCUCAUGUUGCACCCAUGAUGGGACAUGGUAUUGCCGCUCCAAUGAUUGCUGCCGCUCCAGUAGCUUACGGGGGAGUUAUUGGACAUGCUGGUCUUGGACUCGGAUAUGGUGCUGGUUUGGGUUAUGGAAAUGGUCUCGGAUUAGGCAUGGGAGUUGGAAUGAAAGGAAUGUGGUAAUUCAUAUGCUGUGGUAUUUAUUCGUAUAAGGUCUUUAAGUAUACUAUGUUGUGAAAUAAAUAUUGUAAAUUGUA
This is a messenger RNA of Parasteatoda tepidariorum (common house spider), 781 nucleotides long. RefSeq names its product adult-specific rigid cuticular protein 15.7-like. Gene Ontology annotation, cellular component: chitin-based extracellular matrix. NCBI's taxonomy places the organism in Eukaryota, Metazoa, Arthropoda, Arachnida, Araneae, Theridiidae. The record is from RefSeq and is a predicted model, not a curated record. Gene Ontology annotation, molecular function: structural constituent of chitin-based larval cuticle.